Messenger RNA from Monoraphidium neglectum, 648 nucleotides. RefSeq names its product DNA-directed RNA polymerase III subunit C1. Gene Ontology annotation, molecular function: DNA-directed RNA polymerase activity; DNA binding. NCBI's taxonomy places the organism in Eukaryota, Viridiplantae, Chlorophyta, Chlorophyceae, Sphaeropleales, Selenastraceae. Gene Ontology annotation, biological process: DNA-templated transcription. The record is from RefSeq and is a predicted model, not a curated record. The transcript has 5 exons. The coding region runs from base 1 to 648 and encodes 215 amino acids.
AUGUCGGCGCGCACGCUGGGCGACGCGGGCUUCUCCAUUGGCAUCGAGGACGUGACGCCGGCGCCGCUGCUGCAGCUCAAGAAGCGCGCGAUCAUGGACGAGGGCGCAGCGCGCUGCCAGCAGCUGCUGGCGCUGUACAACCAGGGCAAGCUGGAGCUGAUGCCGGGCUGCACCCUGGAGCAGAGCCUGGAGAGCAGCCUCACGGGGGUCCUCAACGGCCUGAGAGAGAGCGCGGGGUCGGCCUGCAUGCAGACGCUGGUGCCCACCAACAGCCCCCUCAUCAUGAGCCAGUGCGGCAGCAAGGGCAGCCCCAUCAACAUCGCGCAGAUGGUGGCGUGCGUGGGCCAGCAGUCUGUGGGCGGCAAGCGCUGCUUUGACGGCUUCAAGAGCCGCACCCUCCCCCACUUCCCGCGCGGCGACAAGUCCUCCUACGCCAAGGGCUUUGUGGAGGCGUCGUUCUUUGACGGGCUGGCGCCCAGCGAGUUCUUCUUCCACACUAUGGCUGGGAGGGAGGGGCUGGUGGACACGGCCGUCAAGACGGCGGAGACGGGCUACAUGUCGCGGCGGCUGAUGAAGGCCCUGGAGGACCUUUACGGUAGGAAGUGGGGGGUGGCGGGCACUGGGGCGCUGGGGCCCGCUCGGGGUUGA